AUGCAUCCGCUGUCAGCAGUGGAGUCUCCAGCUUUUAGCAAGACCCCCGUCCAGACUAGCAAUGACAAGAACCGGCUGCUGGUGCUCUAUAGGUGGGGAGCAGGUCUGUCCUCAAAGGUCUGCGCCCUGGGCACUGGCUGGCUGCCACCCCAGUUCCUUUCCUGUGUCUCACGCCAGUUGAAGCCAGACGCCAUUCCCCUUCAGAGGAAGCUGUGCUAUGCGGUGGGGGGGAUCCCCUACCAGAUCACCAACAUUGCAAUCGGCUUCUGCCUGCAGGUUUUCCUUCUGGACGUGGUCAGGAUGGAAGCUUCUUUCGUGUCCCUGAUUCUGUUCCUGAGCCGGGCCUGGGAUGCCAUCACUGACCCCCUGGUGGGGUACCUGGUCAGCAGGACCACCCACACGCCCAUCGGCAAGCUGCUGCCAUGGAUGGUGAUCUCCACUCCUCUCGGGAUCCUCUCCUAUGUCCUGCUGUGGCUAGUCCCCGGCGAUUCAGCAUCUCUGGCUGUCACUCUCCCCUGGUACCUCAUCACCUGCUGCCUGUUUGAGACUUUCAUGAGUUGCUACCACGUCCCCUACACCUCGCUCAACAUGUUCCUGGGGGGACGCCAGGCGGACAGAGACUCGGCCACUGCCUACAGGAUGUGUUUGGAGAUGCUGGCCAUGUUGUUCAGCUCGGUGGUGCAGGGCCAGGUCAUGAGGGUGUUCUACACCGAGAGAGAGCACGUCUGCCUGGACACGGAGGUCCCGACCUCUCAGCACGCUCACAGCACUCUGGCUCCUGUUCACCCUGCUCUCCCAAACACGAGAAAGGCCUUCAUGACGUCUGCUGUGGUCCUGGGAAGCAUCUACUUCCUGUGUAGCCUGACUCUGUUCCUGGGAGUGAAAGAGCAGCAUGGUCAGCUCCAGUCUGAGGAGAAGACGCAUCAGCCGUAUUUCUCCAGUCUGAAGAUGCUUGUGCAACACGCCCCGUACACACGCCUGGUGCUUGGGUUCCUCUUCUCCUCCCUCGCCUUCCAGAUGUCUUUGGGGAAUUUCGCCUUGUUCUGUACACAUGCCUCAGGUCUUGGGCCUCAGUUCCAGUACAUCAUCCUUGUGCUGUUGAGCAGCGCUGCCGUCUCCGUCCCUGUGUGGCAGGUGCUCCUGGUGAGGGUGGGCAAGAGGACGGCGCUCUUCAUUGGACUGCCUCUGUUCAUCCCUGCUGUGAUAGUGCUGGUGUCAGUGCCCAGUAACCUGGCUGUGUACAUGGCUAUGAGCGUGCUCAGUGGGAGCAGCUUGGCCACGCUGUUCCUACUGCCCUGGUCCAUGCUUCCGGAUGUGAUAGAUGACUUUGCCCUGAAGAACCCCACCUGUAGGGAGAUAGAGCCUCUGUUCUUCUCCUGCUACGUGUUCUGCAAUAAGCUGGGCGGAGGGCUGUCCAUAGGGUUCUCCACCAUGGUUCUGCACUUUGCAGGCUACAAGGCGGGCGCGUGCAAACAUGGCGACGGGGUGAUAACGGCCCUGCGGGUGUUGUUUGCCCCUGUGCCUAUCGGGCUGUUAGUACUGGGUCUGGUCUUCUUCUACCUCUGCCCCAUCAAUGAGACGCACCAGCGACUGAGCAGGACGACGCCCAACAAUCAGGAGCUGUCAACAGCUGAAGCUGUCACCUGUUCCACUGAAGUGGACACUCCGAGCGCAGUACAGAGCCUGACACAGAGCGGGAGUGUUUCGCCGGGAGUGCCGCCUUUCACCUCUAGAGGUCAGAGGUCAAGUUCAAGGUCAAACUGUAGCCACAUGCCUGGUCACAUGACACCCUCUCGGAACUCAAGACAAAGCUUCUCCUCUCACCGUGCGUUGAAACAAAUGGUACCUCCCAGCUCAAACCAGAAAACAACCAGGACGAGGAUUUCACAGCGCCACACCAGUGCUUCUAGACACGACUCACUUCAGCAUCCUAUCAGACUGAAUUCAAACUUAAUUUCCCAUGAAUCUCAGCAUAGUGACCUAGAGCCAGUUUGGGCAAAGGUGACUUGGGUUUAGCAAAUAUGCUUUCAUCAAUUAUCAGCACCACAGAAGAGGUUAUUUUCUACUAGCCCCUGAUUUCUCUAAAUAAACUCUCCAUAUUAUUACACCAGUGUGCAAUGAUGAUCCUUACUUUCCAAGUUCUUUUCAACUUGGAUCUGAACGCAAAGGUGAGGCUUAUGGAUCUGGAAUAUUAGCACCAGGUGGCCCCCAAAUUAGCCUGGCCCAGGCUGGCACAGCGGUCUGAAGCUGGCUAAUGCAAACCACCGGAAACUGUUUUAGAUGUAAAGUAUGUGUACCUCCAGAAAUGCAUCAGGUAUAGUGCUGAGUAUUGGGUAAUGCAUGACUAUGACAACACAAUUUCAUUAGCAUGGGUGAAGAUGUCAGGAUCCAUAGUGUCUCUCUGUUUCCUGUUUGGAUUCUAAUGAAAGUGUUGCCCGGGUGAACCCAGACAAACAUGUCAGCAUAUUUCAAUUUUCUCUGCAGCUCCGUUUCCAAACUUCCAAUUUUAUGACUUCCAGGGGCGUAACCAGCUGUGAAAUGAAACUUAAAUUACUCAAUUAAAUUAAUUAAAU
Sardina pilchardus (European sardine) is the source of this 2573-nucleotide messenger RNA. RefSeq names its product sodium-dependent lysophosphatidylcholine symporter 1-like. Gene Ontology annotation, molecular function: symporter activity. The record is from RefSeq and is a predicted model, not a curated record. The transcript has 14 exons. The coding region runs from base 1 to 2016 and encodes 671 amino acids. Gene Ontology annotation, cellular component: plasma membrane. NCBI's taxonomy places the organism in Eukaryota, Metazoa, Chordata, Actinopteri, Clupeiformes, Clupeidae. Gene Ontology annotation, biological process: carbohydrate transport.